AUGAGAUCGAAUCUCUUUGCUCUAAGCUGUGCUCUGUUGGCAAUCCUCAUUGCCAAUCUUCCCGCUGGAGAGGCUGUAUCCUGUUCAGUUGAUCCAAGCCUUGUUGAUUGUACUGACUGCUCACUGAGUGCAAAUGCUGCCAAUGUUGAUUGCGUAGCUGCAGCGGAUCCCUCAUCCGAUCCCUCAUCCGAUCCCGCAGCCACAGAUGAUGAAACUGAUGUAACUCCAACUUCAACUGCCGCUUCCGCUGACGAUAGUGACGAUGCUACUACUGAGACAACAACUGCGAAGGACUGCGACUGUCGUCACCAUGGACGCAGACGCGGUGAUCGAUGGGGACGUGGACGUGGACGCCGUGGCGGUCGUCGAGGCCGUGGAAGACGUGGUGGUCGUGGAGGUCCUGGUGGUUGGGGUCGCGGAUGGGGCGGAAGGCGCGAUGACCGUUGGGGUGGUUGGUAA
This is a messenger RNA of Drosophila nasuta, 459 nucleotides long. RefSeq names its product ATP-dependent RNA helicase CshA-like. Bases 1 to 459 code for a protein of 152 amino acids. NCBI's taxonomy places the organism in Eukaryota, Metazoa, Arthropoda, Insecta, Diptera, Drosophilidae. The record is from RefSeq and is a predicted model, not a curated record. The transcript has a single exon.